GCAGUAGUAGCAGUAACAAUAGUAAUCGUUGUUGUAAUCAUAGUACAAAUUGUACACAUUUUUGGUGUUGUUAUUAUUAUCAUUAUUAUUACUACGAUUAAUAUUGUUCUUCUUCUUCAACUUUAUUUCAUGAUUUCCGGCCGUUCUCCCACGGCUAUGACUCCUGCUAACUCGAGUAUAUGUUUCAAUUGGUUCUACAGUUGCCCGGAUGGUGAAACAGUUGAUAUCUAUCGUCUCCUUGGAUUGAAUCGAGAAGGCUUUUCUUUUAGUGCAUUUGCCUUUGUUGGAGAUUACACUGAGGUGUACAUUCACUGUUCAGUAAAGGUCUGUGGUGCCGCGAAGGCUCAAUUGUUUCGAGACGCAGGAUGCCCCUCAGAAACUCCACCUCCCGACCGCAAACGUCGAUCUUCGUCCUUUCUGUCCACUCAGACAAUCAGUAAUGGUCCGAUUCACAUCCGUCGCUCAACCAGCGAUAUGGCUACUGAUGAUUUGUCUUCAUACAACCCUUUUGCCAUGCUCCUCCUUGGAAUGAUAGCAACAUUGGUUGCUAUGGCAAUCCUGAUGGGUGUGGUCAAGCUUGUUCGUAUCUCAUCCGAUAACAAUUACUAUCAGCGAGUUCAUAUUGCUGAAUCCAUGGAAGGAAAUUAAGAGGAAGAGCAGCCAUCAGCUCCAAAAGCCAUAGUAUGGAAAAUAUUCUCCAUCUUUAUCGAUCAUUGAUUUGAAAUCGAAACAGGACAUCCCACAAAGUUGUCUUAUUCGGACAUACAAACAGGGCCCCUUACUACUCAAAAGAACAACAAGGGGGACACUUCAUAUCGUGAACAUUUCUCAUAUAAACUGUUAAUAAAUUAUACUAAAAUAACACAAAUUUUCCUAGAAUAUGGCGUCCCCAAGGCUCUGUGAUCGGCCCUCAUUGCUUUAACGUAUACCUUCAGCCAGUGGUAGAUAUCUUACAUAAAUACGAUGUCUUAAACCAUAUUUACGCGACUACAUCCAGAUACACUGCGCAUGUAAUCCGAAGGUUCCCCAAAGCAUCAACAAUCAAUGCUCAAACUACAAAAGAAUAUCUCUGAUGUUCAGUCACAGAUGUUGGCUAAUAAACUGAAAUUUAAUCUGGAAAAGACAGAAUUCAUGAUUGCGGGAUCUCCAAAGCACCCUCAGCAGUUACAUCAUGUCCAUCUUAAGAUUGACGAUCAUAUUAUCACUUCACCUUCACAAUCUCUUCGCAUAUUAGGUGUUAGCUUUGACAAGCAUAUGAAUAUGCCAAAUCAUGUUUUAAAUGUAGGUGUUGGCUUUGACAAGCAUAUGAAUAUGUCAAAUUAUGUUUUAAAUGUAGGUGUUGGCUUUGACAAGCAUAUGAAUAUGCCAAAUCAUGUUUUAAAUGUAGGUGUUGGCUUUGACAAGCAUAUGAAUAUGUCAAAUUAUGUUUUAAAUGUAGGUGUUGGCUUUGACAAGCAUAUGAAUAUGCCAAAUCAUGUUUUAAAUGUAGGUGUUAGCUUUGACAAGCAUAUGAAUGUGUCAAAUUAUGUUUUAAAUGUAGGUGUUAGCUUUGACAAGCAUAUGAUUAUACCGAAUCAUGUUUUAAAUGUAGGUGUUAGCUUUGACAAGCAUAUGAAUAUGCCAAAUCAUGUUUUAAAUGUAGGUGUUAGCUUUGACAAGCAUAUGAAUAUGUCAAAUUAUGUUUUAAAUGUAGGUGUUGGCUUUGACAAGCAUAUGAAUAUGUCAAAUUAUGUUUUAAAUGUAGGUGAUAGCUUUAACAAGCAGGAAUAUGUGAAACCAUGUUUUAAAUGUAGGUGUUGGCUUUGACAAGCAUAUGAAUAUGUCAAAUUAU
Strongylocentrotus purpuratus (purple sea urchin) is the source of this 1831-nucleotide messenger RNA. RefSeq lists its product as uncharacterized. The record is from RefSeq and is a predicted model, not a curated record. Lineage: Eukaryota; Metazoa; Echinodermata; Echinoidea; Camarodonta; Strongylocentrotidae. The transcript has 3 exons. Bases 130 to 648 code for a protein of 172 amino acids.